Messenger RNA from Fusarium musae, 1707 nucleotides. RefSeq lists its product as uncharacterized. The record is from RefSeq and is a predicted model, not a curated record. Bases 1 to 1707 code for a protein of 568 amino acids. The transcript has a single exon. NCBI's taxonomy places the organism in Eukaryota, Fungi, Ascomycota, Sordariomycetes, Hypocreales, Nectriaceae.
AUGGCAACAUUCAGACUCAUCAACCUCUCGACUGGUGUAGUCAGCGAGCAGGUCUUGGGUACCUCACCACCAUACCUAGCCGCGUCACACGCCUGGAGUGAGCAACGAUUUCCUCUCGGUAGGAAGUUUUUAGAAAGCCCAGGCCGACAAGCCCUCAAAGCAGUCAAUGAGCAGCGAUUUGCUGGUACAGUGGACUAUUGCUGGGUGGACACAAUCUGCAUCAAUCAGCAAGAUGAUGCAGAUAUGAACCAACAAAUUCCACUGAUGGGUCGCAUUUUUGGCGAUUCUAUCGCUGUGGUGAUUGUAUUAAGCUGCGACCUGCAGAUGUCCCAGGCGAGCGUAGAUCGAGUAGUGGGACAGCUCAAGCCUGCGGUCAGAAUGCAUGAGGAAGAAGAAUGGGCCGAGCAAGGUACGAUUUGGAGGACGGGACAUGGGCGAAAAUUGAUCAUCAGAGGAAUGAGGGGGCUGGCAAGGCUAACUACCACGCCCUGGGCCACACGGGUAUGGACUUUGCAGGAAUACAUCCUUGCCAGCCAAGUAAUAUGGAUUGGAAAGGAACUAGUACCCCUCGUCGUUCAAGAUAUUCUCUUCUCAGCAUUACCGGAUAUCUGCGACACGCUGAGAAUUGAGGAAUGUUUCGGAGACGAGUUUCAUAGAUUAUACAGUUACUUCAGUGGGAUGGCGAAUAUGCGUUUGGCCCGGGGCGACAGAACACGGGUGAUGGAGCUCCUCGGAAAUCGGUCAGCUGAGCUGCCUCGUGACGAGGUUUACGGCAUUAUGGCUGCUUCCGGGGUGGAGAUCUCAACAUCGACAAGCGAGACGAACAAAGGAGCUUGGAGCAAGUGGUUCGAGCAGGCUGUCUCUUGCGGUCACUUGAGAUGGCUUCUGAUGCCGGUAGCGACACCGGCGCCUCUAACACAUCGAGGCAAGCCUAGCUGCAUAUUGCCAGACUUUGAUAUAAGGCACAAGCUCUCUUCUUCAAGCUGUCUGGAUACAGUCAAGCCACUAGGACUUGUUCGCAUGGAGGAGGGGACCGCGAUAGUCGACGGCCGAUGGUUAGGUGUUUGCACUGUCAAAAAGCACUUGGGUACUGUGCAUGAGCCUGUUCCUAAUGAAAUACAUCGCGACAUUACCCUAAUUCUAUUCAGUCAGGGUAAAAGUCGCAGAGCUCGCAAGGUCGCCAGUGCUUUUGGUGGUGGGCGAUACAAUUCUCGACAAAUCUGCGUCAUUGCAACAAUUCUCCAGAGGAACUUUCGCAAGGCCGUCAGGGCGGUGAAGCUACAGAGAGAACGCGAUUUCCGCUUGCGUCUCCGGAAUGCGAUUGAACACACCAUCUGGGGUGACUUUAUGGAGUUUCAGAUGGGACAGAUGCCGGGAAUGAACGAAGGGACUGCUUAUCUCACAGAACUUCGCCGAGGGUCGAUCUUGGUGGAGGUCCCGAUUGUCCUUCCUACCGCGCAAGCCAUGCCGAGUACGGAGCUAGGUAUUAUCGAUCUAGGAGCCCGCACAAUCGAUAAGAGAUGCGUUUUCAUGAUAGUGGCUGGUGCCAACGCCGACGGCGAUAUGCGCGGUUCUGUCCUGCACAGAGUUGCUGUAACCCUGCCGGUUACUGGGGACUACGAAAGUCACAUCGAAAAGCUCCCUUUGCGGGGGUUUGCCAUUGGGGGAGAGGCUUGUCAAAUCUGUCAGCAGGAAAGGGCUAUCUAA